UAAAAGAGAAGAAAUUAAAUAUUUUGGAACUAACAUAUUGAUUUUUUCUGGCAACACUUAAAGUAAGUACGGGAGCUGUCAAACUCUUCAAUCAUAAGUUGUUAUUACGUGAUAAUUCUGUUUUUUGAGUAGUUUUUCUUAUUUGUGAAGGCGAAAGAAGAAUAAUCAUGCAUGCAUCAAAUUAUAUAUAAAGUUUUCAUGCGAUGUAUGGCAGAAUUCCAAGCUGGGAAACUGCUAACCGAUUUGGACGAUGUUUAUAACCGCACAGCUGAUUUUACUGGUGUUUCUGUAAGCACAGUGCGAAGAAUUGUGCAGCAUGGCGCCGCAAGUGGUGGAAAAUUCUCGACGCCAGCUAAACACAGAAAGGGUCGUCCUUCAAAGGUUUUAGAUGACUUUGACGUAUGUGCUAUAAGACAAAAGGUUCAUUUUUUUAUACUGUUAAGAAAGAAGUACCAACCAUAGGAAAAUUACUAGCUCAAUUAAAGGAAGAUAUAGACUAUGACGGAAGUCGAGAACACUUGCGAAAACUCCUUAAAAAGAUUGGAUUUCUAUACAAAAAAUGCAAAACUAACAGACAAGCUUUGAUUGAAAAACCUGUUAUUGCUCAUAAGAGAGAACGGUAUCUAAAAAUAAUAAUGGAUAAUAGAAAUUUACCUGAAGAGCUUCAAAAAGACAUAAUUUAUUUAGAUGAAAGCUACAUCCACUCCAGCUACAAACUUAAAAAAUGCUGGCAGUCACUUGAAACUCAAGGUUUUACGACAGACAUAUCAAAAGGAAAGAGAUGGAUUAUAGUUCAUGCUGGUACUGCAAAGGGCUUUGUACCUAAUGCUCUUUUAAUUUUUAGCGGUGUAAAUAAACAAGAAGAUUACCACUCCGAAAUGAACCAGCAUAAUUUUACCAAAUGGGUGAAGGAAAAACUUAUCCCUAAUGUCACAGAACCCUCAAUCAUUGUGAUGGACAAUGCACCUUAUCAUUCCGUUGUUCUGAAUAAAGCUCCAACAUCAGCAAGUAAAGUCAAUGAAAUACGAUUAUGGCUUUUAGAAAAUAAUGUGCCUUUUGAUGUAGAUUUAAGGAAACCUUCUCUUUUGGAGCUGGUUAAGAAACACAAACCUGAGCCAGAAUAUGAGAUUGAUGUGAUUCUAGGUCAACACGGUCACACAGUGGUAAGACUGCCACCAUACCACUGUGAUUUUAAUCCUAUAGAAUUAAUUUGGGCACUAGACAAACGAAAGGUUGCUUCGCAUAAUGUGGGUGCAAGUGAUGUUAAAAAACUAACCGAAGAGGCAUUCAAUUCCAUUACAGUAGAGGAUUGGAAGAACUGCUGCGAACAUGUCAAGAAAAUCGAGUUAGAAUAUUAUAAUCGUGGAAAAACAUUGUACAAUGACAUAGACAGUUUAAUUAUCCAGGUUGGUGCAGACAGCAGUGACGAUGACUCUUAUAUAGAGUCCAGUGACGAAUCAAUGUCGGAGCAAGUAGACGAUAUAAACCAAGGUGCAAGCACGUCACACUCUGAGGGAAUUGAAGGUGUCGAAUAUUUAGAUUUUGAUCUAUUAGAAUAGUGUACUAGUACAUUUUCUUUAAUAUAUCUCGAUAACAAUAGUUUGGGUGACUUGGUGGGCUGUCUAAUGUAACUUUUCUGAUUUCAGCCUAUUUUUAAAUAAAUAAGUUUUGCAUGUGUUGACCUCAUGUCAGUUUUUUAUUUCAAUAUAUCAUACCAUAAAUGCGAUAGCUGAUUUUAUUUGUACUCAGGUAACAAAAUGAGCAUAAAUUUUACCUGAUGGUAGGUGAGAGUAACAAACGUCCAUACAUCCAUCCUAAGAAACUUACGCAUUUAUAAUAUUACUAGGAUAAGUUAAACACUGCGUUCGUUACCUUGAAAUAGCUUUUAAAUAAUAUUAAGUAUCAAAACAUGUACGAAAGUGGCGCCCUCAUUUAUUUUCAACUCUUUUGUGUCGUACUUGUAAAUAAAUAAUACUAUUCAAAUAUCAAGUUCAGUUAGGUCGUACUAACUGGGUUGCUACAUGAGCGAUGGUGGCGGC
Messenger RNA from Spodoptera litura, 2039 nucleotides. RefSeq lists its product as uncharacterized. Lineage: Eukaryota; Metazoa; Arthropoda; Insecta; Lepidoptera; Noctuidae. Gene Ontology annotation, molecular function: nucleic acid binding. The record is from RefSeq and is a predicted model, not a curated record.